AUGCGGGCGAAAAACAUGACGCGGCCGGCGUACCUCAUCGACCACGUCAUUCACGCUGUCCCAGUAGCCAUGGUGCACUACUGCUGUGAGCUGAAGCGGCAGCUGGCGACUCUGCCGCUGCUGCGCUUCUUCGACCUACUGCCGUCGCCUGAAACAGUGAAAACGCGGGGCGGCACUUGCAGAAGCCCCGCCGGUGCAGCCGUAGCGGCGUGGUUGCCCACCGAAGGAUGGUUUGAGAAGCUCCCUGCCCCGCGCGUGGCCCACCUCCUCCUCAUGCGAUGGAUGCUGGCGGCGACGGAGUCGUACAUUGAGAAGCUCUUCUUCGACCAGAGCCUGGUGGUGCGGCAACUGCGCAGCAAGCGGAUUCGGCGGCGGUUGCUAGGCUGGGGAUUAAGACUUGUAUCCCACGCUGUCUUUGAUCCCUUCCUGCUGAGUAUUGUCGUGCCGCUGCUGCUCUCCUGGGGUGCGACUCCCAACGCUGGCGACGCGUCAUCGCUGCUGCCGUCGCCGCCGCCGCGAGUUCUCUUCACGGUAGCCGGUGCCGUCCGGGGCCUCGUGAUUAGCGCAGUGGGUGUAACGAUUCAGCAGCUCUUGAUGCCCCUGGCGAGCCAGCUGGUGGACCGGGCGGUGCUGACUGUCUUCGAGGCAGUCGAGUACCUCAUCAUGCGCCGCUAUGCCCAGUGGUCGGACGACGAUGAGGACAAUGACUACAACGAGGAUGACGAGGGCGAUGACGAUCGCGCGUCGCUUGCCUCGGGUGCUAGCGAGGAAGCGCGCUCUCAACAGAGUUUGAGCAUGUCGAUUGCGACCACCGCUCCCAGUGGGGGCGGGGCUGGCGAGACGGCUACACUCUCGGCAGAGAAGCGCGUGGAGCAUGUGCAGCGUCGAUUGCGGCGAGAGCGCCGCGAGCGCCGUAAGCGACGUGAGCGGUGGCAAGCCGAGCGGGAGCAUGCCAUGCGGCUGGCCAUUCUUCGCGCCAUCGUGUACCGCGUCGUGGCUUCUCUUGUGGCUCAGUCGCUCAUUGAUCAUCCGCUUAGCGUGUUGGUGGAACUGUUGCGCGGUCGCGCGACACUGCACCUCACGGGACUCCUUCAAACAUACGCGGUCAUGACGGAUGCGAGUGAUGGACUGUCAUGGGCGAAUCUGUGGCGGUACGCCUUGCAGUUGGUGAGCCCAACCGUAACGGUCAGCGACGCAACCAAUGGAGGAGAUGCCGACGAAGAAGGCGUGCCGCCACUGGUAACGGUGCUGCGUCGAGCCGGUCGCACGAUUACGCAGGAGGUGGUUGUGCUGUCUUCUAGUGUUUUGACGGCAUCUGGGCAGACGGCGGCCAUUGCGGCGGUGCAGCAGCGCGCUGCACAAACCGUCGCGCAAGGCGGCAUUCCAUCAGCGGCCGACAGCGCAGAUUUCAUGGCGCGCACUCUUUCGUCUCUCUCACCCUUCUAUUACGGCAUUCAGUUCACUAUGAUUGACAAGGUGCUGAGCUUCUACAUGGCCGUGUGGACGCGGUUGACGAAGCAGUAG
Molecule: messenger RNA, 1524 nt
Organism: Leishmania major strain Friedlin
Lineage: Eukaryota; Euglenozoa; Kinetoplastea; Trypanosomatida; Trypanosomatidae
Exons: 1
Coding region: 1-1524 (507 amino acids)
Source: RefSeq, a predicted model, not a curated record